Molecule: messenger RNA, 3380 nt
Organism: Austrofundulus limnaeus
Lineage: Eukaryota; Metazoa; Chordata; Actinopteri; Cyprinodontiformes; Rivulidae
Exons: 9
Coding region: 1-3156 (1051 amino acids)
Biological process (GO): regulation of translational fidelity
Cellular component (GO): membrane; cytoplasm
Molecular function (GO): nucleotidyltransferase activity; tRNA binding; double-stranded RNA binding
Source: RefSeq, a predicted model, not a curated record
AUGACUCAGUCCAACUCACUUCAUGUCGGCAUCCCGGGCAUUUUUGGUGGUUCCCUCCUGCUUUUGGUGAACAACUAUGCCAGCUCUCCUGAAAAAGUCUUCAUCCCCCACACUGCUUUGGGGAUCUUGCUCCUCAUCAUCUCAGCCCUUGUAGCUUAUGCAGGUGUUUGUCACAGUCUGUCCCACGCCCAGCUGUUCUCCACUCUGUGUCUGACUGUCUCGGCUCUGUGGUGUGGUUCUGGUCUGAUCCACAUUCUAGAGCUGAAGACUUCAUUAGUUCCAGGCCUGGCAGCUUUUACCUUAGCCCUGUUCAUCAUAGGCUGUGUAGCACUCUUUGUGAAGAAACCAGUUCUGUUCCUCAUAGCUGUGGGCAUUUCUUUAGCCUGCGCCCAUGAAAUAGCCGGUCUGUUUGCUGUGGGCUUUGGACAGUCAGCCACUGCUGCAAACUACCUUCUUGUUUGUCUUGUGUGUGUUUAUUUUGGGUUUGGACGUCUUCUGUCCAUGAUCACUCAAGGUAAAGUGAGACCUCCAGGUGUAGGCUUGAAGAAGAACACUGAGAAGAACCAGGGGUGCACAGGUGCAGAAAGUGUAGGUUUAGUGAUGAACUUGUUAUCUGCCUCUGUAUUAGCCUGUCCCCUGUUAAAGGUGGUCCCCCAACUCUUUGUUGGCCAUGUCCCCUGGCUGUGGACAGCUGGAGUCUUCCAGCUUGGCAUGUGUGUCCUCAUGUAUCGAMCUAUGGACACGCUAGCUGCUACUUUCUAUGGUUUCACAGCCUUGCUGAAAUUUGCAGAGGGCUACAGCGCUUUGRUGUCUCUGUACGACAUUCAGCCUUUCUCUCCUGUUCCCUUCCCUGUUGUCUUUGCUGUGCUUUUCUCCYUCCUGGCUUUGUUCAGCUGUCAAAAGAGCCUGCUGGAGGGGAUUUACCAGCUAUUCUUUGUAGCUUAUUGUAUUUCRAUWGCAGCACAACCUAAMGGUUUCUACCAAGGUGGUACUCAGGGAGUACAAGGAGCUAUAUUUAUAGCUACAGCAUUAAUACUGUUUAUUACUACAUUCAACAUGGUCUCAAGCAGUUUAAUUCCCACYGGGCGAAYUGUUUUCAAAAUUGUAGMAACCAGGAUGCAAAAAGUUACWCUAAGGUCUCUUGAUAAAGAGCAACAUAUACCUCACCUGGGCUACUCCAAAUAUGCAGAUGCAGAGGUGUUGGGCCACGCCUGCAAUGUUCUGGCUGCUUUUGCCGUCACAGCCACAGUUAGUAACAGAGACCCUCUGUCUGUGCUGGUUCUGCCCUGGGUGGUGAUGGCUGGUGGGGUGUUGCAGCUCCUGUGUGGCUCAGUAGCGUUCGCUCGAGGUAAAACCUUUGAGAGCACRYUCUUUAUAUUCUACGGGGUGAUGUGGACAGUUUGGGGUUUGACGCGAUACGGCGGUCUGUACGGUGAAACCAGAGGUUUCAAUGUGGCCGUUGGGAURAUUAGCUUCAUGUUGUUUAACUUACUGGUGACUGUUGCAGCAUUGUUUGUAAARYUCGCCUGGUUUAUCUACGCGUUCACCUUCCAGCUCAUUCUCAUCAGCUUCCUGCUGGAUGCAGUAGGUUCACUGCCGUACGGUUAUGACAUCGGAGUCACAAUCAUCUUUGGCCUCAUCAGCUUUUAUUGUUUCCUCGCUCAUCUUUUUAARGAAACCUUUAAAUCUCCCCAAAUUCCCUUGGGAAGACCUUUAGUCAGGCUGGGUGGGGUUGGAGGAGGGGCAGAUGUGUGUCCACACCUUCKAGCACGCAAAGCCACGUCGGUCCAACAGAUUGCAGAGAUCAUGAAAAAUGGUGGCAUUUGUGGAAUGCCAACAGACACCGUCUAUGUGCUGGUUGCAGCCUGCAACAGACCAGAUGCAGUAGUCAAAGCUUACAWGGUUAAAAAGCAGGCUGAGGAUCGGCCCAUGUCCAUGUGGAUCUCCUCUAUCAAGCAGCUGGAGCCUGUGAGACACCUGCUGAGUCCUCUGCUGUUGGACUUCAUGGAAGCUGCAUGGCCYUCAUCUAUCAGCAUGGUCAUWCCCAGAGGUCCCUGGAUGYAUAUAUUUGGUUUAGGAGAUGCUGCRAAACACAUAGGAACUCCACAAAGUAUCGCCAUCAGAAACCCAGACUGUGCAGUAGCCACACAUCUCAUUAACCUGGUGGGCCCCAURGCUGUAACUUCAGCCAACCCAACAGGCGAGGCAGACACAACUCACCAUAACCAAGUUUACGCCAAACUAGGAAAGAAGGUGGAGGGAGUGUUGUGUGAUGGACCRUCCCCAGAAAAUAUUGCCUCUACUGUUGUGGACUGCACAAAGAUUGAAACUGGACAAAUUGGUUUCUUCAGAGUGGGUCUCAUUCCUAAAUCUAAGGUUCUUGAAAUUUUUGAAGAGGUACAAAAUCGCCACAAACAACGACAGACAAAUCCAAGGUUCGAUUAUGAUCUGCAUCUGCCAGAAAUAGAACAGGAGAUAAAUCAAAGAGUAUACGAAACAAUAGGUUCAGAAAGAGGAAGUGAAAAGCAAGCAGGAUCUGGUGUUUCAUCUGAUCGAAAUCACGACAGACAAACAAAAACAAAUCCAAAAACCAAAUAUGACCGGCAUCUAUCGACAACAGAAUAUGAGAUGAAUGCAAGAAUGUACCACACAAUAGAUUCAAAUAGAGGAAAUGGAAACCAGACAGAAUCUGGUGUUUCAUCUAAACAAAAUUGCCCCGAACAAGGACAGACAAAUCUUGGAUUCAGUUAUGAUCUGCAUCUGCCAGAAAUAGAACAGGAGAAAAAUCCAGAAGCGUAUGACACAAUAGAUGCAGAAAGAGGAGGUGAAAAUCAAUCACCAUCUGAACAAGAUCGCCACAAACAAGGACAGAUAAAUCCAGGGUUCAYUUAUGAUCUGCAUCUACCAAGAAUAGAACAGGAGAUAAAUCAAAGAGUAUACGAAACAAUAGAUUCAGAAACACAAAAUGAAUAUCAAACAGGAUCUGGUGUUUCAUCUGAUCGAAAUUGCCACAAACAAACAAAAACAAAUCCAAGAACCGAAUAUGAUCGGCAAAUAGAACAGGAGAUAAAUUCAGGAGCGUAUGACACAAUAGAAUCAGAGAGAGGAAGUGAAAACCAAUCACCAUCUAAACAAAUUCACCACAAACAAGUGUAAGAAAAUUUGUAUUCAAUCAACUGGUCGAGAUGAUAAACACAGAUGUUAAAUAAAGUGAUUUGUAGGAGGAAUGAAAACCAUACAACACCAGAAUCUGGAAUCUGAGUGGAGGUUUAUUGCUGCUGUUUGCAAACAGGAAACCCACACUGGCCAUAAAACCAGAAGUUUACGUUUUUAUACAGCUUCUUCAAUGCCUUCACUCGCCCCCUGCUGGCCUACGGCUG